Messenger RNA from Triticum urartu, 1573 nucleotides. Its product is annotated as putative protein phosphatase 2C 55. NCBI's taxonomy places the organism in Eukaryota, Viridiplantae, Streptophyta, Magnoliopsida, Poales, Poaceae. The record is from RefSeq and is a predicted model, not a curated record. Gene Ontology annotation, molecular function: protein serine/threonine phosphatase activity. Gene Ontology annotation, biological process: protein dephosphorylation.
AAAAAAAAACCGCGUUGAAAAACUGCUGCAUCCUUCUGCCCCGGCACGGCAGGGCAUCUCAUCCUUGUCCCUCCCUCCCCCGCACCCUAGGGUUUCCACCACCUUCGCCGGAGCGUCUCUCCGGCAGCUUAUCGGGCGCAGCAGGGGCGCCGCGGCGGGAUGUCCCCGGCGAUCGCGCUUCGGCGCGCGGCCGCGUGGCUGCUCCGGGGAGCCGCCGGCGCCGGCGCGCCGAGGGCCGCGUCCUCCGCCGCGCUGCCGGGCAUGGGCGGGGCCCUGCUGUCUCCCGCGCGCGGAUUGCAGGGGAGGGACGCGGCCGGGUUCCUGGGGAUCUGGGGAGGUCCCGCGGCGGGCGGCGGCGGCGGGUCCUGGUGGUUCCGGUGCGCCGCGAGCAGCGUGCCCAGGCCGGGCCUGCUGGUGGAGCAGCUGCUCGUCGGCGGCGGGCGCUCCUUCGCCACCGGUGCCGCCCCGGAAGAGGUGUCCUUCAGCCCGGCCGCCCGUGAGGCGGAUGUCUCGCCGCCUGAGAAGUCCGUAGGCACCUCAGAUAAGACUAUGUUAGGAGAUAGGUCCUUGAAGCUUGUUUCAGGGGUAUGUUAUCUACCACAUCCGGAUAAGGAAGAAACUGGUGGUGAGGAUGCACAUUUUAUUUGGGAUGAACAGGCUAUAGGCAUAGCUGAUGGCGUUGGUGGUUGGGCAAGCUACGGUAUUGAUGCAGGUCAAUAUGCUAGAGAUAUUAUGUCUAAUGCAGUAACCGCAAUAGAAGAAGAGCCAAAAGAUUCAAUUGAUCUUACAAGGGUACUAGAGAAGGCCCAUAGUAGCACAACAGUGCCGGGUUCAUCGACCGCAUGUAUCAUUGCUUUAACAAAUCAGGGAAUACAAGCAAUUAAUCUUGGUGACAGUGGCUUUAUAGUCAUCCGAGAUGGCUGCACAUUGUGUAGGUCACCUGUACAACAACAUGAUUUCAAUUUCUCCUACCAACUUCAGAGUGGCAACUCGAGUGACUUGCCUAAUGCUGCACAGGUCUUCAAGGUACCCGUCGCGUCUGGUGAUGUAAUUGUCGCUGGAACAGAUGGGUUGUUCGAUAACUUGUACAACAACGAUAUAACAGCUGUAGUGGUCCACGCAACCAGAGCUGGCCUGGAUCCUCAAGUAACAGCCCAGAAGAUAGCGGCACUCGCACGCCAGCGGGCACAGGACAAGAACAGGCCGACGCCGUUUUCGACCGCGGCCCAAGACGCUGGGUACCGGUACUACGGCGGGAAGCUGGACGACAUCACCGUCGUGGUCUCGUACGUAACUGCCUUUGGCAACUCGUAGCAGUGGGUUAGAAGAAGACUGCUGAAUAUCUAGACCGAGGCGUGUGCCUCCCCUUUUUGUCCUGUAAAUACCCACUACAGCCUUAUGAGGCUCUGCUUUUUUUUUCUACCAGACUUGUAAAGAAGCUGGAUGAUUUGUAAGUAUCUCCUCUGGAUGAGUACAGUAGCUGUAGAGAACCGUGGACAGUUUUUAAUUAUGUACUGAAAGAAGCACAGAACGGAUUCAAACACGGCAAAUUCAAAGCAUUUUGCUUUGGUCA